AUGGUUGGUCAGCCAGGGGAGUCAUACUACGCAGCAGCCAACGGUUUUCUUGACAACCUGGCGGGUCUAACGACAACGUCCCUCGUGCUGCUCAUGGUGCUCGCUGUUGGCGUGGUCGCCGCGUGGGACAGUCUCGGGGACGAGAUCUCGCGCCGCGGAGUGUACGGCGUUGACGAGCGUGAGAUUAUGUGCGGCUUCCAGGCCGCCAAGUCGCGGUGCACUCCGACGCUGGUCGCGCGGGCCGCCGUCGGCGACAACGAAGAUAUCGCGUUGGACAAGGGCGGGAGCUUUGCCGGCCUGCAGCCCCUGAUCGACGCUGCCUCCGGACAACAGCCGCCAGCGCAGUCAGAGUGCUGGGGUGGGUCGACUGGCUUCGCCGAGGUGGUGCGGGCUGCGGCGGGAAAGGACGGUUACGAAGCAGCAAUACAGCUCACGGCCAAGAGCAUCAAGCACAAGUGCGCGAGCAUCCUGAUGAAUGCCGAAGACGACUUCGCCGUUGAAGGGCAAGCAUUGGCGCGUAUGGUCUGGACAGUAUGA
Anthostomella pinea is the source of this 537-nucleotide messenger RNA. The record is from the annotation of a GenBank genome assembly. NCBI's taxonomy places the organism in Eukaryota, Fungi, Ascomycota, Sordariomycetes, Xylariales, Xylariaceae.